AUGGAACGUGGAGAGAUCAUUGUGGUUGAACAUCCUGGUGAGAGACAACUGCACACAAAGCAGAAGCCAAGAGCCCAGGACCUGCUGUGGAGAAGCAGAAAUUGGAUCCACCAAGUUUUUGGGUAUCUCACAGGAGAAAUGAAAGAAUACGGAGAGUGGAUGAAAAAUAAGCCCCUAAUGGUUCAGCUGGUGGACUGGAUCUUGCGAGGGACCUCCCAGGUGAUGUUUGUCAACAACCCUUUUAGUGGGCUGAUCAUUUUAGUGGGGAUCUUCAUCCAGAGUCCUUGGUGGAUGCUGACAGGCUGUACUGGGACAACUGUGUCUACAUUGACUGCUCUGGUCCUCAGUCAGGACAGGUCUGUCAUUGCAGCUGGGCUGCAUGGCUGUAAUGGGAUCUUGGUGGGACUGCUCACGGCUGUUUUCUCUGACAAAGGGGAUUACUACUGGUGGCUUCUUCUUCCUGUGGCAGUUAUAUCAAUGGCCUGUCCAAUCCUGUCAAGUGCUUUGGGAUCCAUCUUCAGUAAAUGGGACCUUCCUGUUUUCACUCUGCCCUUCAAUAUUGCAGUGACUCUGUAUUUGGCAGCCACAGGUCACUACAAUCCCUUCUUCCCUACAACCCUCAUCCAGCCUGUGGCAUCAGUGCCCAAUAUCACCUGGUCUGCAAUCAGUGUGCCACUGCUCUUGCAAUCCAUCCCAGCUGGUGUUGGUCAAGUGUAUGGUUGCGAAAACCCCUGGACUGGAGGCAUCUUCCUUGUUGCUUUACUUAUCUCCUCCCCACUCAUUUGUUUACAUGCUGCUAUAGGAUCAACAGUGGGGAUGUUUGCAGCACUGAGCCUUGCAUCACCCUUUGACAGCAUCUACCUUGGCUUGCACAACUACAACUGUGUGUUGGCAUGCAUUGCCAUCGGGGGCAUGUUCUAUGCUCUGACCUGGCAGACUCACCUGCUGGCACUUGCUUGUGCAUUAUUUUGUGCCUACUCUGGAGCAGCUCUUGCCAAUGCCCUAUCUGUGCUCGGGCUGCCACUCUGCACCUGGCCUUUCUGCUUGUCUGCACUUCUCUUUUUGCUGGUAAAUUCAGACAACCCAGCCAUCUACAAAAUCCCCCUCUGCAAAGUCACCUACCCAGAAGCCAACAGGGUCUGCUACCUGAGAAUGAAGAGAAGAGCAUCGGAGAGUCGGAGAGAAGAGCAGAAAAGAAAGGAGCAGAAACUCCCUGGCGACUCACAAAUAAGCACAGGAGGUACCCCACUGUGCAGCCCCAAAAUCUGCCACCCUUACUGA
Molecule: messenger RNA, 1281 nt
Organism: Calypte anna (Anna's hummingbird)
Lineage: Eukaryota; Metazoa; Chordata; Aves; Apodiformes; Trochilidae
Product: urea transporter 2
Exons: 8
Coding region: 1-1281 (426 amino acids)
Biological process (GO): urea transmembrane transport
Cellular component (GO): membrane
Molecular function (GO): urea transmembrane transporter activity
Source: RefSeq, a predicted model, not a curated record